AAGGGGAGAGAUGAAGAGUUCUAAUGGUGGAUCAGCAGCUAAGAUGGAGAGAAAGAUGGUGGAGAAGAACAGGAGAAUGCACAUGAAGAGACUCUGCUUCAAGCUCUCUUCUCUCAUCCCAAGAGAACACAUCAGCUCCUCAAAGGAUGUUUUGACACAACAAGAUUACUUGGACCAAGCUGCAUCUUAUAUUAAAAGCCUUCAAGGAAGGAUUGAAAACUUGAAGCAUAGGAGGGAAUUGCAAACUAGUACCAAUGGAAUCAACAAGGAUAUUAGCAAUGAGAUGCCAAUAGGCAUGAGACUUCCUGUGAUUGAAGUAAGACACCAAGAAUCAAACUUGGAGGUCGUUUUGAUAAGUGGUCUUAACAGGAGCUUCACAUUCCAUGAGGUGAUCAGCAUCCUUGAGGAAGAAGGUGCAGAAGUUGUCAAUGCCAACUUCUCUGUUGUUGGUGACAAGAUCUUUCACACAAUUCACUCUCAGGCUGUUAGCUCUAGAAUCGGCUUGGAGGCUUCAAGGGUAUCUGAGAGACUAGCGGAGUUGGUUCAAUGAGCAAUUUUAGAUCCUCAAGAGGUUGUAAGUUGGAACCCUCGAAACCAGAGCGAGAAACAAGUUCAAUAUUGUUGAUAACUGCAGUUAUUGGCGUGGAAGAUAGAACAUGGAUAACUAUCUUGUAUUGAUUGUUUUGGCUUCAAUAGUACUCAAACCCAUCUUUUUGCUUCUCAGAACAUGGUUAUGUUAGGAGUCUGUACCUUCCUCCGAGGAGGCUAUUGGUUUUGUUAUUGUACUAAGAAAUUAACUUUCUAAGGUUGCCUUGGCAGCUACUGUGCUUUAGAUAUAAUGCCAACAAUGAAGCUUUUUAACUA
This is a messenger RNA of Elaeis guineensis (African oil palm), 864 nucleotides long. Its product is annotated as transcription factor bHLH162. The record is from RefSeq and is a predicted model, not a curated record. Gene Ontology annotation, molecular function: RNA polymerase II transcription regulatory region sequence-specific DNA binding; protein dimerization activity; DNA-binding transcription factor activity, RNA polymerase II-specific. Gene Ontology annotation, cellular component: RNA polymerase II transcription regulator complex. Lineage: Eukaryota; Viridiplantae; Streptophyta; Magnoliopsida; Arecales; Arecaceae. Gene Ontology annotation, biological process: regulation of transcription by RNA polymerase II.